UUCUUCAUCUUCAUCUUCUUCAUCAAAUUAAUGGAACUUCACUCUGCUUUUAAUGCUCUCAGUACUGAAUGUCUCUCUAAUUAGUACUCUUCUGCUCUCUCUCUCUCUCAUCAUUCUUCACAAAUUCAAAUCCUCUGUUUCUCCCUUUCUCUCUCUAAGAUUUGAAUUCUCUGUUCAUGGCGUCCAUUGAUUCUUCCGCUUGGAGCAUCAUCUCCAAGCCUCCGCCGGAAAAACCUACCUCCUUCAUGCUCAAGGAUUAUCUUCUCGACGAUUUCAGUUCCUGCUCCUCCAAUGGCUUCCGAUCGUUUCCUCGCCGCCAAUGCUGCGCCACAACCGUCCGAUUUCUUCUCGAAAUCGAUCUCAAAGUUAAAGAUUCUUCCCUAACUAAAAGAUUCCUUCCUCGAACUGCCUCCCGAAAAAUCGCGCUCUCCACGAUCUCCACUUUGCAGAGAGCCUCCGAUGCCGUUGUCAGAGCCUUCAAGAAAUUCCCGUUGCCUUCUUACCGGAAGCCGUUUUGUACGAGGAGUUUUUCACGGAAGGUGAUUCUGCGAGCGUUCUGGAAGAAACAGGAUUUUGUGGAUGUUAACACCAGACGGUGUAAAUCGUUUCAGGAAUUUCUCGAUGAGAAAGAACCGCCGUUGUCUCGCUCCGAUUCCGCUGUGUGCACCGCCGUGACUGUCGUCGGAAGAAACUCGAUCAGUAGCUGUAGUAAUAGUAUCAGUUGGACGGAGAGCGAAUUUACAUCGGAGAGGAUUCCGUCGUCUUCGAGCGGUAACUCCGAGAGUUGCAGCGAAAACGACGCCGUUAAAGUCGAUAAGGAUUCACCUGGUAAUCUCAUUGGCAAAAGAGAUGGCGUAACAUUCGGUAAAGAUUCCAUGGAGGAAACAACCACCGCCCCUUCCGCCGCCACCCCCACCACCCCUACCACCACCGGUUUCCGAGAGGAUAUCGUUAAGCAAUGGCCAAAUGAAGAAGAAAAGGAACAGUUGAGUCCAGUUUCAGUGUUGGAUUUUCCUUUUGAAGAUGAAGAUCAAGACACCCCCUCGUCUUUCAACUGCAAUCUUCACCUCGUCCAAGGCAAGAAGCUACAUGCACAAAAGUCGAAGCGAUUCGAGAAUGGAGUCGAAUUUGAACCUCUAGACUUAAAGAAACGAUUUGCAGACAUUGUUGUUGGUAGUCAACAUUUCAGCUUAAUCUCAAGAAAAGAACACCAAAGGGAACAGAAAGCAUUUGAGCUUCUAAAGCUCGUCAAAUCAACUACGACAUCGACAGAGAAUCUGCUUCUCGAUUUCUUCCACGAGAAGCUCGAAGAAAACGACGCAAUUGCAAGAACAGGAGCUGAUAUUGAUCAAGCACAGGUCUUGAAAUUCACUGAAGAUUGGAUCAAUGGGGAUGCCGGAGAAGCCAUGGUGACGGGAUGGGAGACGCCGGAGGGACGGGUUUUGUACAUUAAGGACAUGGAGAUUGCCGGAAAAUGGAGAAGUGUCGGCGGAGAAAAGGAAGAGUUGGCGGCGGAGUUUGAAGCUGAGGUUUGGAUCUCUUUGUUUGAUGAGCUAUUAAUCGACCUCUCCUAGCAUCUUGGAUUAUUGUUGUUCCCGUUCUUUUGGAGCUAAUUAGCAGCCAAAUCUACUUGUCUGAGUAGAAGAAAGGAUAAAAAAGGGAAUUUUGAAUUGAAUUAUGGCGGUGUAGCCAUUGUAAUACGUGGCAAGUAGGUUUGGCUGCUGACUAGGAUUUUAAAUUUUCAAACUGCAUUUCAUAAAUCUCAAUGAAAUUGGAAUUGAUUUUUU
Cucurbita maxima (winter squash) is the source of this 1787-nucleotide messenger RNA. RefSeq lists its product as uncharacterized. The coding region runs from base 177 to 1574 and encodes 465 amino acids. The transcript is spliced from 3 exons. NCBI's taxonomy places the organism in Eukaryota, Viridiplantae, Streptophyta, Magnoliopsida, Cucurbitales, Cucurbitaceae. The record is from RefSeq and is a predicted model, not a curated record.